Exophiala dermatitidis NIH/UT8656 is the source of this 3103-nucleotide messenger RNA. RefSeq lists its product as uncharacterized. Gene Ontology annotation, biological process: mitochondrial L-ornithine transmembrane transport. Lineage: Eukaryota; Fungi; Ascomycota; Eurotiomycetes; Chaetothyriales; Herpotrichiellaceae. Gene Ontology annotation, molecular function: L-ornithine transmembrane transporter activity. Bases 211 to 1449 code for a protein of 412 amino acids. The record is from RefSeq and is a predicted model, not a curated record. The transcript has 2 exons.
CGGUGCAGGCCCACCCUGGGGUUGACGCGAGGCUGCACAAUUUGAUAUCCGAAUAGUACUGCGGCAGCUUGUAACUUGUGCUGCGCCCUAUCUAACUUAGGUACGUACGGUCCUGAACUUCCCUCCCCUCGUCAGCCUUCUACCUUCCCCAUGGUCUUGACUACCGCAUGUGGGCAAUGAGUCUUGUAUGAUGGAUGCGCUGAGAAGAGAAUGUCCCUCGAUGACGAUCCCACCGAGUUCGAGGGCAUCCUGCCCGUGAUUCCCGACAACUCGCCGCCUGUCUUCAAGGACUCCAAGAGCAAUGCCACCACGGGCGCAUCUGCGGCCGGGGUGCGCGCCCUCACCGCCCAAGCCGUAGCCUUUUAUUUCCGUGCGCCUGUCAAGGCUUUCUUCAGGACGAGGGUUGACUACUUGGCUUAUGCCAGAUCAAUCAACCCGGACAUCCAGACGGGACGGUUCUCAUGGAGAAAUACGACGCCAGGACUCCUUGCCCAUGCCAUCAAGCAUUACGGGUGGCGGUUCAUCCCAGAGCAGCUGCUGCUCCCAUUGACCGCCAAUGUAGCAGUCGGAGCAGCCUUGUAUACAUCCUAUCUUCAUAUACUCGGCCGCCUCCAUGAGCCAUCUGCACAUGCAAGAAAGACGGUGUUUCCUCCUCCACCACCCACAGCGACCUUUGCUGCAGGAUUUGCCGCCGGCACGAUUCAAAGCGUUCUCGCGGCGCCGUUGGAUGCCCUCCAGGUCCGGUUUGAACGAAGAGGAGAAAAGUACCAGAACAAAACAAUGUGGCAGUAUUGCCGGGGCAAGUUGCAUGAGAUAGGGCUGCGAGGGAUUUUUGCGGGUUGGGGCAUCUCGUUCUUGAAGGACAGUUUCGGCUCCGGCAUAUUUUUCUCCACGUUCGAAUACGUCAAGGCUCAGGGAUACUAUUCGUUUGUGCGCUGGUAUUAUGGAUCCCUAGAGGGAGGCACCGUGGACAAACUGUCUCACAAGCGAGGUGGCACGGUUGCGACAAAAAGCCAUCCCACCGCGGUCAUCAGGCCUCAUUAUGCUCUCGAACCGGCGUUUCUGAUGCUCGCUGGAAUGACGGCCUCCGUUACACAACAGGUGGUUCUGUACCCGUUGUCGACGUUCCAGACGUUGCACUACGAGCGGCUGGAAGAUCUAGACAAGAAAGCCAUUCAGCUGCAUCAGUCGCCUGCGCCUGGCAGGGGCCGCAUGCUCCGGGCAUAUUACCAUGCCUAUCAGGCAACGUGGAAACAGGCACAGCAGCAGGCUGCCAGUGUCGGCGGCAUGGGUAGGUGGCUGUUCCGAGGUUUCUGGUGGUUCACCAUCCGCCAGAUUCCUAGCACCAGCGCCGCAUUGAUCAUUUUCGAAUUGGUCCGCAGGAAGUACGGUUUGGCGGGCGACGAGAUCAGAAUCACCCAGGAUGGAUACGAUGUUCUGUUGACAUAGGUUGACGAUUACAGUUCGUUGCUAUCUAAAUCAUACCUCUCUCUUCAACUAUGCCACUCGGACAGAAUCUCCCAGCAUCAAAUUGUACCGCGAUCCCAUCGCCAAUUGUCCGUCAGCGGCGUUCCUCAGACGGUGUUCUCAAUGAUCUUCAUUGUUCGUCUCCGGCUUUCUCCCCGUUGUGCUGGGCCAGGGGUGUCGUUUCCCCCUGGAUGCUCGUCGGUGGCACCCAUGGGCAACGGCGACUCCAGCCCCGCCGUGACUGUGGCAAGGCUCAGCGGCUUUCCGUCUCCUAAGUUGUUCCAAGGCAACUCGGUACUGCAGAUGAUUCAAUCCGUCGUCCGAAAGCUUGAACAGCUUCAAAUUGGCGACGUAGUCGAUCUCUCUCUCCCGCUGGGAGCCAGCACUGGAGGAAAAGAUGGACAUCUUGGGCAAAGACGUCACAGCCCUCCAGAAGAUGACCGCCCACAGCAGGACGUAUGCGAGGUCUCGGAGAAGUUGGACGACUUGGCACCAAGACAUGUUGCGGUUCGAUGACGCUGGUUGUUCUCAGACAACACGAACUGAGGAGGUGAUUCGGGUGGGUUCAAAAGAACCGGAUUGCUCUUCGAAGAGAAUGGGGUUUCCGUGUCUGCCGUCGCCGGUUGAAUUCUGCAAUCCAGAUCCACUGCUCGCUCGAAGGCAAUGUUACAACAAUUCAGCAGUUGAUAAUGGGGGAGGGGUGCCCGAUGCUCGUCGAGGCGAUAGUCUCUCUAUUCCAAGCGGACAUGCAUACAGAUUGGAUCUUGAUCGUUGGGGUUGUGGACAAUUAUGCCGGCGCCGCUUGGUUGAUUCCGGGCUCUCAGUGAUUGUCUGGCUGCGUCGAGUUGGACUGGAAAGAGACAAAUGGUGGAGCAACAGAGAGAUAAAGAGACAGAAUCAAAGGUCCAAGCAGCCGGCAGGCGACGAGCUCAUUCCCUCCUCUCCGACACUGUGGUUCAACGAGAAAGAUAGAAGUUCACCCUCCACUCCAGUUCAAACAACAUCCACAACAAACUUGGCUAUGAAAAAGACACGCCCUCACAACGAAACAGAUAUAUCAUCGACUGAAGAGACCCGCGUUGCGCUAUGCGUUCGUGAGUGGGCAAGAGCAUUUCUGCAGUAAGAGUUGAGUCAAGUGGUGCAGGAAACACAGGUCAGAUAUAGUUAUGGCUGAUGUGCAAGGUGUACCAGUAGUAGCAUUGUAGGUCCUCGUGGAGGAUAGCCUUUCUUUUCUGCCAUCUCUUUUCUACGCGUUCUUCUGUGGUCACGAGAGAAAAAUGAUGGCGCCGACAUUUUCUCUGGUUCCUGAUGCUUUUGUGUUUAUAUGUGGAUGGUAAGCUUUAUAUUUAUCUGGAACGCGCGCUCGGAACAGGUAGAGACUCGGAGGGUCCGCCAGACAAGGCUGAGCCGCUGAAGGAAGACAAGGCUUUCAGUUCUUGGGUGAAUGCUUGGGCGUCCCCUACAAUGCAGGUAGGUAUCUAAAGAUAGCUCCUUUGACCUGGGCCUUCGUACUGUUUCUUCACUACUGGUAUGGGUUGAUUCCGGGGUGGUGCAGUGAGGAUGCUUUUUCAGAGGAGUAAUACUAUGUCAGUGCGUAGCGAUCCUUCGGUCGUCGCGAAUCGUUAUUAUAAUCGUG